Macrobrachium nipponense is the source of this 3303-nucleotide messenger RNA. It is a transcript of the gene eEF5, whose product is annotated as eukaryotic translation initiation factor 5A-1-like. Gene Ontology annotation, biological process: positive regulation of translational termination; positive regulation of translational elongation; translational elongation. The transcript is spliced from 5 exons. Bases 214 to 846 code for a protein of 210 amino acids. NCBI's taxonomy places the organism in Eukaryota, Metazoa, Arthropoda, Malacostraca, Decapoda, Palaemonidae. Gene Ontology annotation, molecular function: ribosome binding; RNA binding; translation elongation factor activity. The record is from RefSeq and is a predicted model, not a curated record.
UUCAUAAAUAUGAAUUGACUUCGAUUUUCACAGAAAACGACGAUUUAAAACAAUUCCACGAGGGAGAGUGCGGGAUGUACGCACCAAACAGCACCGUGUUGACAUAUUUGAAAUCAACGGCUGGAGGCCUAUGACGGCACAUAGUCGUGAUAAUAUCAAUGAGAUAAAUUUUCCAGAGCUUCUGAAAGGGCUAGAAAGCCCACAAAAGGGCGAAUGGAGAAAGAAUGUGUAGGUGGGCCAAGACGCAAGGCGCUCUUCAGUUGUAUGCAGUCGGCCAUAUUUGGUGGUUGGCGGGUGUCCGGUGCGCGCGCCCUCUCUCUCUCGCUCUCUGCAGCCUCGCCCUGGCAACACACGUAUCCAAAAACAGUUACUAUGUCUGAGGAGCUGCAAGCCGAUUUUGAUGGUGGUGAUGCUGGUGCAUCAAACGUUUACCCCGCCCAGUGCUCCUCUCUCCGCAAAAAUGGUCAUGUUGUCAUCAAGAAUCGUGCUUGCAAGAUAGUGGAAAUGUCCACCAGCAAAACCGGUAAACACGGUCAUGCCAAGGUGCAUCUCAUUGGCAUUGACCUCUUCACAGGAAAAAAAUAUGAAGAUAUUUGUCCUUCCACCCACAACAUGGAUGUACCUGUGGUGAAACGUGCAGACUACCAGUUGAUUGAUAUCUCUGAUGAUGGCUUCCUCUCACUGAUGAUGGAAUCUGGCGAACUCCGUGACGAUAUUAAAAUUCCAGAAGGAGACUUGGGCACAGAAAUCAGGACUAAAUUUGAGAGUAAUGAGGACCUUCUGCUGACAGUACUUUCUGCUAUGGGUCAGGAAAUGGUAGUUGCUACUAAGCCAAACAUGAAGUAAAUUCUUAACAAUCCUUCCAUUGCUGCUAACUACACCAUCAUUAUCACCACCUUCAGGACAACCAUUUCUCUUUAAAAAAAAAAAAUAUACAAAUAUAUUUUUUUCGUAUUAGAACGUACGGGGCUAAUGGUUGAUAACUGUGAUUAUUCUGCAACAGAGUUCUGGGUGCCAUGGAGAGGGAACACUAAGCUUAAUUGUAAUCAAGGCAGAAUUUCAUUUGUCUGCUAAAAUGACAUCUUUGGUUCAUGUCACCAUGGUAACCAUUUGUAUUCUGUUGUACCCAUCUAAUAUAUAAGAGAACCAAACUAGUUUCUUUUUUUCCUACUUUAUUUUUCAUUUUGUGGCAGAAGGGAGCCAUCAAUGUCAUACAUAAAGUAUACAUAAGCGUAUAUGCAUGUCCCGUUGGACAAUAACUUGAGAGAAGUUCCAGCCACUAAACUGUUUUGUUUGUUUUGAGGAAGGUCCUCGUCACAAGUUAUUUGACCCGUUAAUAAUAAUAGUACUCCCUGGUUCGGUUUUCUUUUGUGAUGAAACUGAGGAAUAAAUGGUAAUGUUUAUAUGGCGUUUGAUUGUGCAGUUGAUCCAAGCUUAGUGCAGGAGAACCUUCACCUUCACUUUUAUUUUUUACAGCUCACCCUUGCGUGGCAACUUUCUAGGCCCUUGUAAAACUUGCUUUUUCUAUUUUCAUUUAGUUUUUUCAAUUUGUUUUUUUACUUUAUCAUGCAUAAUUCAUAUGCAAAAUAUUAGAAUAAAAUUGACAACCAUUCCAGUGUUAAGAUGUUUUUUUCAUUAGUUUCCCCAGAAUGAGAGAUCAGUUUAUAACAUUUGAAAAUUUCAGUUAAUUGGGUCACUUAGUAAUUGCUUGGGAGAAUGUGAGAAUACUUUGCAUUUUGGUGUGUUGGGUUUUAAUAAAUUGUCUUGAGGAUUUUGGGGUAACCUGUUACAUGGGAUCUGUGAUGCCCUAUUUAGCCUAUUUCUAUUGAAUAUUUAUUUGAAAUCACAUUAGAAUUGUAUAUGGAGUAGAUCAUUUUUAUUAUUUUGAGGUUGAUAAGUGAAUAUAUAAUUUUUUCAUGUUUUAUUGUUGAAAUUCAUGUUGGAUCUUUGAAGUUAAAUAUUUAAUUGGUAAAGCAAAAGCACAAUUGUGUGGGGAAAAUAUUGAAAUUUAACUGACAUGUAGGUGAGCGUUCGUGUAUUACGAAAAAUGUUUUGAACUAAAUUUUUGCAAAAGAUUUCCAUUCAAAUGAGCUACUAUAUUUGGUUUGACAGCUGAAACUUUUAAUUUUUUUAUUGUAAUGAUGUUGCAACAUAUAAUAGUUUUGCAAGUGUUGAGAUUGGAUGUUUUUCAGAAGCAUCGCACUAUACACUGUAGUGUGCACCUGUUGAUAUUGAGUUAAAAGUCUUCUACUAACAGCUCUGGAGAACGCUCACCUUUUCAGUUUGUUAAAUGAAUAUUCGUGGGAUGCACUGUAUUAUGGGUAUUUCAAACAACUUUUGUACUGAUGUUUGUCUUUGACAAAUUAAUCUUGUGCAGUGAAGUUAUCACAACCCAUUUUGUAAUUUGUUGGUGCAUGAUGAUAAGCUGUAAAUUCUUUCAAUAUAGCAAAAUCAUAAUGCUGAUUUUCAGCCAAGUGUGAACUACAAACGAAAUAAACAUCUUGAAUACACACCCUGUCGACGUUUUACAUCCAAGCUGGUCCUUUUCUUAGGGCUGCAAAGUAGUUGUUCAAAGUGAUCAUGAAGUGAGAUGCUCUGAAAAAUCAGCAAUAUAAACUAUUGCUUAAUCACAGCUCUAAAGCUGCUAAUAUUAUAACAAAUUAUGAAGCUUAGCAGAUUUUUUAAUUUGUCCACGGCUAUCUCUUCAAUGCUCAGGAAUUUUGCAUAUAUUCAGUUCGUUUGGCACUUAUUUAUUAGGCUAUCGGCUUUUAAGGUAUUUUUGACUUGCUUAAUUUGCGUGAAAUUUCCAUGUAUGUUGUACAUGAGUAUUGUAAAGUGUUUUAUAUAUAUAUAUAAUAUAUAUAGUACUGUAAUUGAUAAUUGCUCAAGAUUUCUGAAAGUGUAAAAGCAAUUUUGGCAGGCUUGCAGUAGUAAAACUUUUGAAACAAGUCUUAGAGGUGUUUAGACAAAAGUACAGCGCAGGAUAAACUUUCAAUUUACUAGACCUACCCAACAUUGUCUUUACACCGGAAAAUGUAGGAAAUUAUCUUGCAGUGAAAUUUUUCCCGUAAGUUGUGUAUAUAUAAGCAGUCAUCAGUGUUUGAUUUCCUUUCUUUCCGUAAGCAUUUGAUUGUAAUUUGAAUUAUUUUUUAUACAAAUUUGGAAAUGUCAUCAGUUAAGCAAAACGACAUGCAACAUAAUUUUGGAUUUGUACAGUAUGUGGUAAGUUAUCCAUUUUGGUGGGAUGCCUCACCUUUCAUUAUGCCUGCGAUAGUAAGGGGGAAUAAAAUGGUUAAUUUUUAA